AUGGCGUCCAGCCGGGUGUCGGAGAGGGAGGUACAGGAGGAGCCGAGGCGCGUCGCGACCGCAAACCCCGACUUGUGCCUGCACAAAUACUCCCUGCUCAUCAUCAUAGGACGCACUGCUCACCCCAGACACGCGGGACACACCAGCAGGGACAUUGAACGAGGUAUUCGGUCAUGGGACAUCGACUUAAAAUCUUGUGACCUGAAUCUCUAUCUCCAAGAAUUUCUGUCCCAGCACACGGCAUCUUUUAAGGGUGCGGGGCAGAAGUGCCUGCGCCACAGAACCAGAGUGUUGGACACUCAGGUGCUCAUCGGUCCAUCUCAGGAACAGGUUCAUUCAGAGGCGUUUGCUCUGCUGUCCCGGGAAUCGGCUCAUAAGUUGUUGAUCUUGGCUGGCCAGAGCGAGGAGGAAAGUGGAGACCUUCUGCUUCACAGAGGACGGUUCUCUCCACAGCAGCUGAAACAAAUCCUAACAGAGCAGUUCAUAGAAAAAGAGAGCUCUGCCUCCUCCAACAAACUCAGCCUGACUCUCAGUUGUCCCGACAUCAGCCAGUGGAGCAAGAGUCUCUUGGGGAACCAGCAGGGUCCUCUCAGGCUGCUCAUCAAUCCCCCGGAGGUGCUGCCUGCCAUGGAGGCCCUGGGGGAAUUCACCUCCCUCAUCUCUGGAACCCUUUCCCCUCCAUCUCCCUUCGACCUGCUGCCCCCUCCCACCACCGUGGGUUUCCUCAAGCUGUCCCGCCCCUGCUGUUACGUGUUCCCCGCCGGCCGCGGUGACUGUGCCUUUUUUGCUGUUAAUGGGUUCACAUUGCUGUUAGACGGCGGCUCGGACCCUCAGGCCUGUUUCUGGAAGCUCGUCCGCCACCUUGACCGAGUUGAUGCCGUGUUGUUGACGCACAUUGGGACGGAGAACCUCCCCGGAGUCAACGUGUUCCUGGAGAGGAAGGUGGCCGAGUUGGAGCUGAGCUCUGAGAUAAAAGAUGACUCUUCUAAGAGGCUCAUCUCCCCAGAGCUUGGAGUCGUGUUCUUUAACGCCCCCAGCAAGCUGCAGACGGAGGAACAGCCUUGUGAGGACAAUGUACUGAAGAGCACCCACCAGGCGGCCUUAACCUUUCAGCUGUUGAAGAAGUUAGACAUCAGGCCACAGCCAUUGUUUCGCCCCCAGGGGAACCCCAUUGAGCCGUUAACCUUAUUCCAGAAGAUGGGAGUGGGGCAGUUGGAUUUAUACAUCCUCAACCCUGGCAAAAACAGUCAGGAUUACCAGACAUUUAUGCAAAACUGGCCUGAUGGGGAGUCAUCCACAUCCAAAUCCCCAAUCCUCCCCCUCACCGCCCUUGCCUCAGUUUCCGCCCUGCUUGUGUGGCACCCAGCGUGUCCCCAGGAGAAGGUUGUCAGGGUGUUGUUCCCAGGUGUGACCCCACAGGCACAACUACUGCAGGGGCUGGAUAAACUCAAGGGCCUGACCUUCCUCCAGAAACCCACAGUUACCACAGGGGACAUGGAGAGGCUUGGGGAGGACAGGAAGACGAAGAGCACAGAGAGUCAGGACAGUGGCAGGUCACAAGGGAAGGACUCAACACUCAAACAGGGAAGAGAAAGGGGAAUUAAAGAGGAGGCCAAGGAGGUGCUUGUUAGGGAUAAAGGAAAGGUUUUAAAUGGAUUCGCAACAAGAGAUGCCGAGAAAACCAGAAUCAAAGAGACAGGUGUAAAGCAAAAAGCGGCAAUGUCAGAGAAGAACACCUCGAAGAAAGGAGGGAAGGAUGGAAACAAGGAGGAGAAGCCUUUGAGCAAGGAGGAGAAGUUUGGAAAAAAAGAGGACAUCGGUGUAAUGAGGAAUGAUAAGGUAAAGAAAGAUGUUCUCUCUUCCAAACCAAGGACUGAAAAUAAAACUAAGCUCAAAAAGGAAGCAACAAAUGACUCUAAGACAGGGGUGAAGAAAACCAGAAAACCAUCAGGAAAGGAGGCAAAUGCAGACGAGAAGAAGGUGAACCCUGAACUGUCAAAGCCUGACACUGAGAACACGUUCGACAUCUCAGAUCCAGGAGGUUGUGAUACAGAGCAGAAGAUUCAAAAAGUAGCGAGGGAGUCUGAAGGGAACCCGUGUGGCUCUAAAAUGUCUACCCCUGAGGAUAUGACGGCAGACUUUCUCAAGCUUCGGGGGGAAACUGAAAGAAGAGAGGCACAGACGGAUCCAGCAGAUAACAGAGAGCAGAAAAGCAGUGAGUCAGGAAAUGAAAAGAGCCUUAAAGUGAAGAGCAAGGAUAUAGGUAAUGAGAAUGAGGAUACCCCAGGGGAAGAGGCUGCAGGGAUAAUGGGAGGGAAAAGUGGUGGUAAUGGAGCAGAAGAUACAGCUUGGACUGGAGAAAAAGCUGAUGUAGAGCAGCCUGAAAAUGCAGCCAAACCAGCAAAGGUUGUAGGAUUUCCUUCUCCCCUGAACAAGGUGCCAAAGAAGGAUCCCACUGACGAGCUGGACUUAACUCCGACCGAAUACACGCUCCUGGACGGGGCUUUGAGAAACAGCCCUCCCUCGAGAUCGUCUCCAGACAACCAGGCCGCUCUCAGCCCUGACGAUCGGGCCUCCCCCGGCUCACGGGCCAACAGCGCAGGCCACACUCCUUACUGUCUGUCCCCAGAUGAUGUGUGGUGCAGUAGCGGCACUCUCAGCAGGUUACAGGCCCAGAUGGGGAACUUAGAGUCUGCUGAUGUCAACCAGACAAAUGGGUCAUCGAAGCAAAGUGAGCCCAAAAGCAACCCAGAGAGUAACACAAACCCCAGGGAGAGGCAAUUAAGUUUUCUUUCCCUGGGUACAUUUAAAGAGGGAUCCUCAGACCCCUCUCCCUCUAUGGCUACCACCACCACGACCACUACUACACACUCCAUGCCAGCAGAGGUGGGCUCACCUCAGUCCACAGAAGUAGAUGAAUCACUGUCCAUGUCCUAUGAGCAGGGGUCAACCACUGUGAGCCAGCGAGAGGGGGAUGACAGUGUUCAUAUCUCCAACUCCAAUGGAGGCCAUUGUACUGGAAUGUCUUUACCGAUGAAGAAGACUCCCCGAUCGUCAGGGCAGGGUUCAGAGACGGGGCGACCUGCCGCUCCUCACACACUUGACUUUGAGGCCUCCGCUCACGAUGUGGAUCUGUGUCUGGUUUCCCCCUGCGAGUUCAAGCAUGUCAAACAGCCCGACUCCAGCUCAGAUGCGAGCGAGCCGUCCAGAGGAGCCUUCGCUCUUCAUAAUCACGGCAACAGAAACCAGGACACAUCAGCCAGCGAGUCAAACGCCCCCGUCUGCACAGAGGACUGCCCCUCCACCACAGCAGACGGAGGGCUGGACUCAGAUGAGGACGAGUCGUGUAGUGAGCCAUCUAACUCUCCCCACGAUCUACGCUCCAACCAGGCUCUGCCCCAUGACCCUCUCCCGGCUCCUUGCAGAGACGGCCCCCCCCGGCCCCCUCAUCCUGACGCCUCCAUGCCCGUUCCUCAGUCCGACGGUGACACUUACGGGAAGAAAGCAAAAGCCACUGGCAUGCGAGGGAAAAAAGCUGCAGCGGUUGUUGAAGCUCCUCAAAAAUCAAGUUCAGGAAAAAGGAAGACAGGGAGCCAAAGUGGAGUCCCAAAGGGAAAUGUCUCAUCUAUUCGCACACCUUCCUCCAGCACCCGCUCAGCACCAGCUAAAUCAUCGCCCAAUUCAGGGUCUAAGUCUACCUCUGUUGGUGAAGUCAGUGUGUACGUGGACCUGGCCUACAUUCCCUCUGGAGCCUCCUCUCCAACAAUCAGUGUGGACUUCUUCAGAUGCGUUCGCUCCGCCUGUUACAUCAUCAGCGGCGACAGUCCAGAGAAAGAAGAGAUAAUGAGGCAGACCCUGGACGCACUACUGGAUGCCAAGAUAUCCUGGCCUGACACCAUGCAGGUGACAUUGAUCCCUACGUUCGAGUCGGUGCCGAUGCAGGAGUGGUACCAGCAGACUCUGGAAAAGCAGAAGGAGCUGGGCAUCACUGUGCUGGGAUCCAACAGCACGGUCGCCAUGCAGGACGAGACCUUUCCUGCCUGCAAGAUAGAGUUCUGAGGCACACUUGGGAUUGCAUCAAUUGCAUAGUACAGGUGAAUAUGAGCUGAAGGAUAGAUAUGUGUGUGUGAGAGGAAAGAAAGAGUUAAAAGAGUGACAGAAAUAGAAGGUUAGAAACAGAUAGUGGGGAGAUAAGACAUAAUGACACCUUUCUGCACACAACUUCAUAACACAACUGUCAUUGUACUUUUACCCAUUCCCCUCCCGGUUAAUCGCUUUCUUUCUGAGCUACUUUCACUAAAAAGUACACAUUCCUGCGUGUGUGUUUUGCAUGUUUUUUUUACACCAUUGACCCUGAGCAAAACAAGGAGAGGAGAUAACACUGGCUGCAAGAGAAGCAUGUCCACUUGCAAACAUGUGGAACCACACGAGAGCUGAUGGUGUAGAUUAGUCCAUAUAGUAAGUAAACACGGAGUAAACAGCACUUUGUGUAGGCUUCUUUUCUUAAUGCUUUCAGCACUGAUGUGUUAGUUAGAGCUUAGUUUGCUGCUUUUAAUUCAACAUUUACUGACAAAUUAAAAGAUUGUGCUGCCGAUAUUCCCAAAUGGCAAGCCCGUGCCAACUAUGAUAAUUUUGUUUCUUUAUUUCACUAAUAUUUUAUGGGUCUGAGCACAGACGAUUUCUGUAUCAUAUAAAGAGAGUCUUAUAGCGAACCUUAAAUUAAAUAGCAUUUACAGUUUGUGGUCAGGUGUUUCCUGUGAGCAUUGUAAGCAGACAUGUUGAACUGUGCUGUGUGUUGUGUUUCAAAAAGUAUUGCACCGCUGUGGCUUCACUGUUGACCGCAGGUUCGCUGCAGAGCAAACAGCCAAGCUGCGAUUUAUCUGAUGUUGAGGGGUAAUCGGAGAUUAUUCAUUAUUGAGUGGGAAAAAAACUAGUUCACCAGACUUGAGUUACAUAAUAAAUAUAUUCUAAUUGCAAACUAUUACGAGUGCUUAAAAUCUGACUAUUCAGGAAUCAUACAGCAAAUGCUUUUGUGGAAAUAUGUAUGUUAUUAUGUAACUUGUUGUUUUACAAAAUAAACACAAAAAGUGAUGACAUUUUGAUCGUGGAUAUGAUGGGUAAGGGUUUAAAUAUUGUAGAAAGAUAAUUUGCACAGCACAACAUCAUGGUUUCUUCACAGUGGGAGGCUGUACUUUUAAAAUAUGAAUACAUUAUUUUGGAACUAAGUAAUCCAGUAACUGAUAUUAAUUAAUAAUCUACAGUUCUUACUUAAAUUAAGUUUAUUAUUUAGUAACAUUUUAGAUUUUCCCAAUUAAUUCACACCACACAAUUUGACACAUUUUUUGUCAAAAUGACUAAUGAUUGAAUAUUUACUUAUUAUUUAAAGAGCAGUUAUUUUAAGGAGAACUCUUCUGUAAAUAUACCACAGCAUACCACUUACUCACUUUUACCUGAAAUUAGAGCCAAAUUACAGCAGUUUUGCCUGGAUUUACCAGAAAAUGAUGUGGAAAUUACAGAAAAUAAAGCACACACAUAAUUUAAUUAAUGACAUUGUUAUCUCUCCAGACAUGUCCGUCCAAUCCUUUCCUAUUUAUUUACGUCUGUCCCAGUCUGCAUGUCCAAUAUCGGAUGUUGUUUUCAAGUGGGAUGUAAAUGAAUCAAGACUGAUAAUUAUCUCGGUUCACACAAAUGCAGGUACAUUAAAGGUGGGGUAGGUAAUUUUGGAGAAACCAGCUCGAGUGCGUAGAAUUUGAAAAUACACAACCGGAGAAAAUCUGCCACUUCCUUACAGAGCCCCUCCUCCAACACACACGAACGCGCACAUGACCAAUGAGGGCACAAGAUAAGUUUGUGCACAGAUGGAAGGCUGACAGGCAGGUAGGCCAUCCAGUUACUUUAGCCGGGCCGGCUAAAAUGAUUGGUCGUACUUUUUACAGUACUACGGCUUCCAUAGAUGACAUUUUUUUAUGGAUUUUUUGUCAAAGCACUUAAGAUAUUCAUUGCUAUCGGGAUGUUAAGAGCAUUCCAUGGAAUAUAACAAAAAGUGUAUCUCGAGCCGGUUUCUCAAACUUACCUACCCCACCUUUAAUAUCAAAGUGUUUCCUUAAUAUCAAAGCAUGAAAUCACAAAGACACCACCAACCAUUCUCCCCUCUGUCUGAAUGCAGCCUCAAAAUGAAGAAACAAAAUGUAAUUUAAUUAAGUGUAUCUAAAUAAUCUGAGAGACAUUUUGUAUUUAUAUAAAUGCACAGUUGAUUUUCUUAUCAUGGACUUGUACUAUCAUUGACAUUUGUUUUACUUUGUGCAUUUUUAUUUUCACAACCCUUUUCUGCCAGAUUAAAUAAUGUAUGGGAUUCAGAGGGUUGAACUAGAUCUGUAUUAUAUAGGUGACAAUGACUUGAGCCCCACAGUAGCAAAAUCAAUAGUAACUAUGUGUCCCGCAUGUAUAAAAUACUGUAUGUACUGUAUGUUGUUUCAUUCAUGAUAUUCAUGAAGAUAGAGAGCAAAGCACUGUGGGAGAGAUGGAUGGUAGAACGAUUGAGAACCUUUCACUUUGCAAUUGCCUGUAAGUAAAUACAGUAACAAUGUCAAAAUGUGAGGGUUGUGGGGCCGGGACUAAUAUAUGAAUAAAGAAUGUACAUCACCACUCAA
Molecule: messenger RNA, 6650 nt
Organism: Trematomus bernacchii (emerald rockcod)
Lineage: Eukaryota; Metazoa; Chordata; Actinopteri; Perciformes; Nototheniidae
Product: microtubule-associated protein 1S-like
Exons: 10
Coding region: 1-4059 (1352 amino acids)
Biological process (GO): dendrite development; axonogenesis; regulation of microtubule depolymerization
Cellular component (GO): synapse; neuronal cell body; dendrite
Molecular function (GO): microtubule binding; actin binding
Source: RefSeq, a predicted model, not a curated record